Messenger RNA from Owenia fusiformis, 2084 nucleotides. NCBI's taxonomy places the organism in Eukaryota, Metazoa, Annelida, Polychaeta, Sabellida, Oweniidae. The record is from the annotation of a GenBank genome assembly.
CUGGCAUUCAUUCAAAUAGUGAUAAGGGUACCAACACAUAUAAUAUAAGAUGCAGAGCAUUGUGCUGAUCUGUAUCCUGCUUCUGAUACACAGAGGUGCUGGUAGAAAAAAGCAGAAAUCUGCCCAUUUGGCUGAUUCAAAUCAACAUGUCACAAAGGAUGCUUUCAAAUUAACACAUAAAGAAGUGCAGGCAUUAAAGUACAUCCCUGAUGGGAAAUUCAACUCUAAAGAUUGCUUGGAGGUCUUAACAAGUAUUGACAAUAACUUCAUGGAUAAGGGAUGGUAUAUCAUUGCACCACGUAUGAACAAUACCAAAAGGAAAAUCAAAGUUUAUUGUGACCAACCAGACCUAGAUGGCAACUUUGGAGGUUGGACAGUAAUUCAAAGAAAUGAUGGAACAAAAUCAAUGAAUCACAACUGGAAAAAGUACAAAACUGGUUUCAAAGAUGGUGAAAGCUUCUGGUUAGGAAACGACAACAUAUAUGACAUAUUUGAAAACCAAACAACACCAAUGAUGAUGAUGAUUGAGGGAUGGUCCAAGAUGUACGGCAAUAACAAUCAUCGAAGUGCAAUUUAUAAUGGUGUUACUAUCAAGAAUGAAGCUAACAAAUAUGAACUUUGUGCAAAUAGCAUCACUGGCUUUGAUCCUUUGGGCCUGAGUAAAUUUGAUCCCCCAUGUGUAAGAUUCAGUACUAAUGAUGAAGAUAACGACAAUGCUGUGAAUGCAAACUGUGCUGAAAUGUUUGGAGGAGGGAUGUGGUACACAAACUGUACAGAUUUGAAUGUAAAUGGUCAUAAUGGAGUAACUGAUACAAAGACGAGAAAACGGAAGACUCGAAAUAAUGACUAUUCUUUCACCAAAGGUAUCUGGUGGUACAGCUGGAAAAGGCAAAUGAUGUUGACACUUGUGAAGGUGGAAAUAAAGGUGCGUCCCAUACAAAAGAGCUGCACAGCAGUAAGACAAGCACUGAAGAUACCACGCAAUACAAAACAUGAAGGUGUUUAUAACAUUCAACUUGACCCAAAGUUUCCUGCUGUAAAGAUGCGCUGUUAUUUUGAUGCUGAAGGAGAUUGGACAGUUAUUCAAACUCGCACUGAUGGAUCAUUAGACUUUGAUCGACCAUGGAGAGACUACUCAAAAGGCUUUGGAGAUCUGGAUGGAGAAUUCUGGUGGGGACUGGAAAAUAUCUGGGCCAACAUGGAUGUAGCUGUAUUGAGAAUUGAGAUUUGGAACAAGACAGGAGGCUAUGAAUUCAUCAACUUCAGAAAUUUUCAAAUUCGCCUGUAUCGCUUUUACAGAAAAAAGACAAGCAAGCAUGACUUUUUGCGGAUAACGCCUUUCCACAUGAGAGAGAAAGAGUUGAGAACAUACGAUAAUCAUCUUUACGAUUCACCUAGUAUUAGAAUUGGCGAAAAAAUCAAAGGCAAUGCAAGUGAAUGUUAUGGUUUUCAUCCUUCCCAGGAAUAUGAAGAGAUGCAGUUUUCAACAAAUGAUCGUGGUACAUAUUCAGACAAGGCAAAGGUUUGCAAAGGUGGUUGGUGGUAUGAGAAACGCAAACCUUCUUUUGAUAACUGUAACUGUGUACUCAAUGGAAUUAGCAUCAUGAAUGAUGCGAAGUCUGAAUCAGAGAGUUCAACUGGCCCCUCAAAGCAACAUACUAAAUACAGAACACGGAUGAUGUUGAAAGUGAAGGUGUGAAAGAAAAAUAGGGUCCUAAAAUGAAAUAACAAUAUUUGAUGGAACUAAUAAGUAUAUCUAAGUUUCAGGUUUGGGAUCAAAAAGGAAGCACUCAGUUCAGGACUACAAACACUUCAAUGUUUUACUACUAAAGAGACAUGUACCUCAACAGAAACAUCAUUAUUUCAACACAACUCAUUUCCAUGUUACGUAGAAAGAAAUAAUCGGGCGAUGAUCUGAUGAAUCUGUCAGGGAUAGACCAAUUUGCCUGCGAAGAAAAGUGAUGGUAUCGCAAUAGAAUGUUACAGACUUUUCAGUGGCCAAUUUAAAUCAUUUUAAGAAAAAAACAAAAACCGAGGAGUUAAUUUUACCAUCAAUAUCAAAGGACAAAUUUGAUGAAAUUAUU